Molecule: messenger RNA, 1022 nt
Organism: Suillus discolor
Lineage: Eukaryota; Fungi; Basidiomycota; Agaricomycetes; Boletales; Suillaceae
Exons: 3
Coding region: 87-1022 (311 amino acids)
Molecular function (GO): protein binding
Source: RefSeq, a predicted model, not a curated record
ACUCAAUCCUAUAGCAUUUGUUUCACUCGCCAAGUUCCCUCGUGUUCUAGCCUAUUACAUAUCUACUUCUCACCUUAGCCAACAACAUGAUGAUGCAGACAGCCUACUCAGAACUCAAUGUCUCUGAUUCUGUUUCAGAUAUCCUCGGUACGCUACAAAAUAUCAUCGCACGCUCGAUUAAUCCAGUCCUUGAAACUCCGUACUCCAGAUUCCCCAAUACCGACCACUCUACCAUCGAGCUCGAACGUCAGAGCGUUAUCAACAUCAUCGCUCGGCGCCAGCAGCAAUUGGAUACAGUCCUGUACGAGCUCUUGGGCCUGGAGGCCGUGAUAGAUAGCGUUGUCAGCAUCAUCGCUGAGCGCCGGCAGCAAUCGGAUGCAGUUCUGGACGACACCUCAGAUCUGGAGGCCGUGAUGGAUAGCGUCAAAAAUCAUCAUCAGCAAGUCGUCGAAAAGAAGGAGAAGAUUAUGCAGUCGAUGAAUCUGCACAAGGGACUCCUAUCGGCUCUCUGGUGCUUGCCAACAGAAAUUUUAUCCCAAAUAUUUAACCACUGUCUCCCUGAAAACAUAUUUUUUCUAUCCCCGUUGAGCCUCCCAGUUAAAGCCCCUAUACUGUUAACAAGAAUAUGCCGACGAUGGAAGGAGGUUGCUGUGGGUACGCCUGGAUUAUGGUGCCGGUUGUAUGUGGAAGCCGAUGACAAAGACAUGCUGAAGGCAGCUUUCUGCUAUGACUUGUGGCUCAAGCGUUCACGAGGACGUCCACUCUCGUUAGAACUUGGGUACUACUACUGGACCAAACUACGAAGCCUUCUUCGGCCUUACAUGAGUCAAAUCACAUCUCUUCACGUCCAUCAUGUUGAUUACUUCCGUGGCAGACACCCUCAGCUAUUUGCUACAGACCUCCCAGUACUUCAGGAGCUAGCCAUACGACUCGGAGAGAUGUCAAAUGAUGAUAUUCCAACUAUUGCACAAUCCAUCUCGCAACUGCCGUCGACUAUGCGCAGUCUCAAGUUCACUCCUUAA